Molecule: messenger RNA, 4924 nt
Organism: Ochotona curzoniae (black-lipped pika)
Lineage: Eukaryota; Metazoa; Chordata; Mammalia; Lagomorpha; Ochotonidae
Gene: PCYT1A
Product: phosphate cytidylyltransferase 1A, choline
Exons: 8
Coding region: 90-1193 (367 amino acids)
Biological process (GO): CDP-choline pathway
Cellular component (GO): endoplasmic reticulum
Molecular function (GO): choline-phosphate cytidylyltransferase activity; phosphatidylcholine binding
Source: RefSeq, a predicted model, not a curated record
UUAGGGUCAUUGAACACUGGUGACAUGCUUUUUCGCAGCCUAAUGAGUAAAGCAGUUAUUUCUCACUUUCUGUGACCAGUUAAAAGAAAAUGGAUGUGCAGAGUUCAGCCAAAAUCAAUGCAAGGAAGAGGAGGAAAGAAGCGCUUGGACCCAACGGGGCAACAGAGGAAGAUGGAAUUCCUUCCAAAGUACAACGCUGUGCAGUGGGUUUACGGCAGCCAGCUCCUUUUUCUGAUGAAAUUGAAGUUGACUUAAGUAAACCGUAUGUCAGGGUAACUAUGGAAGAAGCCAGCAAAGGAACUCCUUGUGAACGGCCUGUGAGAGUUUAUGCAGAUGGAAUAUUUGACUUAUUUCAUUCUGGUCAUGCCCGGGCUCUGAUGCAAGCAAAGAACCUUUUCCCUAAUACAUACCUCAUUGUGGGAGUCUGCAGUGACGAGCUGACGCACAACUUCAAAGGCUUUACGGUGAUGAAUGAAAACGAGCGCUACGACGCAGUGCAGCACUGCCGCUAUGUGGAUGAAGUGGUCAGAAACGCCCCCUGGACCCUGACUCCCGAGUUCCUGGCAGAACACAGGAUUGAUUUUGUAGCACAUGAUGAUAUCCCUUAUUCUUCUGCUGGGAGUGAUGAUGUGUAUAAGCACAUCAAGGAAGCAGGCAUGUUUGCUCCAACGCAGAGGACCGAAGGCAUCUCCACAUCAGACAUCAUUACCCGAAUUGUCCGUGACUAUGAUGUGUAUGCAAGACGAAACCUGCAGAGAGGCUACACGGCCAAGGAGCUCAACGUCAGCUUUAUCAACGAGAAAAAGUACCACUUGCAAGAGCGCGUUGAUAAAGUAAAGAAGAAGGUGAAAGAUGUGGAAGAAAAGUCAAAAGAAUUUGUUCAGAAGGUGGAGGAAAAAAGCAUUGACCUGAUUCAAAAAUGGGAAGAGAAAUCCCGAGAAUUCAUUGGAAGUUUCCUGGAAAUGUUUGGUCCAGAAGGAGCCCUGAAACAUAUGCUGAAAGAAGGGAAAGGCCGGAUGCUGCAGGCCAUCAGUCCCCGGCAGAGCCCCAGCAGCAGCCCAACCCGUGAACGCUCCCCCUCACCCUCUUUCCGAUGGCCCUUCUCUGGGAAGACUUCCCCGACUUCCUCGCCGGCAAAUCUCUCCAGGCACAAGGCUGCAGCCUAUGAUAUCAGUGAGGAUGAAGAAGACUAAGUUUUUAUUCCUGCUUUCCUCUCCUCUCCUCUCUGUCCCAUCACCUUCAGAGGCUCUCUGUUGAAUCCCACAUUGUGAUACCAACACUAAACCUAAGGACAGCUGCAAAGAAAAGACAGUUGGGGCAGAAAGAGGACCUGGGAAUGGGGGAAGCAAAGCAGCCUGUCUUCCAGGAAGCAUCUGUCACCCAUCCCGAGAAGGAGGCUGGCUGUACCUUAGAAGCCUCUUCUACAUCCAUAUACCCUCCCUAAGGACUUUGCUUUACUGUUUAUGUUCAUGUGAUCUUGACAGGGAAAUUGUCAUUUUUAUUAAUUUUUUAAAAGAUUAGUCUUUCAAAUAUAAUAAGUAGAACUAAUUUUUUGCCCCUGAGGAGUGGGCAGAAGAAGGAAGUGGUAUACUACCCAGAGGCCUUUUCUUCCUGACACACUGUAGAAUUUGCCCUUUGAAGCAAAGCGGCUCGCACUAAGCCUUUCAGACCAUGAGCCAUGCUAAUGGUGGGUGAUUUGGGGGGAAAUACCUAACUUUUUGUUUCCUUUAAAAAAAAAAAGAAAACAAAACUGAGCUACAGUCUCCAGUCCCCCAAACGUGCACUGGCACAGGUCUCAGUGUGGCUAUAGGAAGAAGGAGAUCAGAGCCGAAUUCUCUUACUCCCUGAGGAGUUUCUUGUUGGACCCAAUGGGGUCCAUGAAGACACUGAUGGGGAUGGAACCAGACCACACGGCAUCAUCAGCUGCUCUCUGCUGUGUUCAUCUUCUCAGAACAUUCUGUUGCCCAGUUAUUUGGGAGCUCUUUCCUGCAAUCUACCUUUAAAGGAAGGAACACUUUGAGGGUCUACUGUGAUUGAGGAGGGGAGUAGACAGUGUUCAAGCCCAUAUCAAGUCAGUUUAGAUUCGUUUCCUCCUGGAAGGAAGUCCCUGGCCCUGCUGCUCCUAUUUUAUUGGUGUUGUCAGCUCUUUACAGAGAGUACUUUACAGUUUGGACUUGAUCUGUUCAUUUGUGUUGCUCAUGGCCAUAUUAACUAUUUAGAGAGAUUUGCACAGAACAUAAGAGGCUAACGCAUAAGGAAGCAUAAAGAUGCUUCUUUGUUUCAACAGCCUUAUGUUGACCUUGACCCUCUUAAGAAGGUUCUUUAAGUAGAACCAUAUGCCUUGGAGUGUUUCUUUACCUGUACAAGCUGUAACUGUCAAGGACUUCUGCCCAGCUCUCCUGCCGCAAGCCACAAAGCAUGGGCUCACCAGACACCCUCCCUCCUUCCCAGUUGUGCCUGUUGGUUGUAGCCCCACCUCCCCUGUUAGGUUGCCCAAGAGGAUUUAGCACUUGAAUUGCAAAUCAAAGAGUACUGAUACUUAGCAUUUGCUGUCCAGCAUUGUAUCUCGUCAGUUACAUGACUAGUAUACUACCAUCUGUCAGUAAUCCUGUAACUGGAUUAAGGAGACAGUGGUUUAGAUCCGGGUCUCACCCCCUUUCAUUCAUAAACAUCCCUUGUCAGUGGGGAGUUUUGGUGUUUUCAGCAAAGAAAAUCACAUUUUUCUUGCUCCUGUGCUAGAGCUGUGAGCAUCUCAUCUCAUGGUCCCUUCUGAACCCUAGGAAAAGCUGCUCUUCUGUCUGAGCCCCAACAGCUGCCAUUCUGCCUGCCAGCACUGCAGGGUAACCUCGGCUUCUCCCUCAUUGCAGCUCAGCUCCUUGGUGCCAGGGAAGUCAAAGAGAGGAACCAAGGCGGGGGGAGCCUCUUGUCCCUAUGGCCCAUGAAAAUGACAUUUCUAACUCUGCUCAUGCAGUGCUGUUUUCAUUGCCAAAUUUGGAAUCCUUUCUUUGAAAUAGUUGUGAUUGAUAUUUCCCACAUGGUGCAGCUUCAUCUGGUCUUAGAUUUAGGUUUUCAGCUUCCAUCUUCCCUUUUAGGAAUUCUACCUGUUUCUAUCUAAUUUAUUCUCUGUAGUCUAGAAAGGUAGCCAGGUCAUCGCUGAGCCUAUCCUGCUGUUUUCCCAGAGAGGACACAUUGCCCUGGCGUAUUUGGGUGGGAAGGAAGAUGCCUCUCUAAUGUAUUGCCUGGAUCCCAGAGCUUUGCGCCCUUCCUCUCAACUCCCAGCAGGCCGCGCUUGGUCUGCUCUCCACUUGGACUGGCACCUCCGGGCUGACCAGGUCUGAGAGACUGCUGGGAUUAGGGUCAGCUGACGCCCAUGGUCUUGGAAGGCUCCUUCGCCCCUUCUGGUAAGCCCUUACUGCCUCAGUCUACCAACACUGGUGUAUUUUCAAAUAAUUUUGACUGAAAACAAAAAACUUUUAUAAUGUGAUGUGUUCAACCCUUUAGAGGUAAAUGUGAUCUUAAGAAUUGGACAAGGGUGAGCAGGUGGAGAAAGUCAUUGGAAUGAUACACUAUUUGAUCAUUUGUGCCUAAUUAAAUGAAGUUUGAGGUCUAUGCACCAUGACCAUGCCUGUGAUCUGUAAUUCUCCAAAUAUUCAUGUUUGAGACUGUGGAAGCCAUUUCUCUGAAUCCCAGAGAAGGAAACAGUCAGCAGAGACAGGAGAGCCUAUAGAAGUUUCUUGGCCUUGCAGCCUCCAUCUGCAACAGCGAAGGAAGUCCAAGACAGAGGCCCCAUAGCUUCUGAGGAGAUGCCCCUUCAGCUGCUCCCUUGAGGUGGGCCGGCAGGAAACUUGCCCUUUUCACAUACACUGGGCUCAGGACACUGAGAACCCAAGUGGAAACUUCAGAGGAACAGAAAUGGAUUGAUUGUAGUGCUGCAGCAGCUGCUGCUGAUAGCUGGGGCCAAGACGAUGACUUGCAGAGACUCGGAUCCGAAGCUGGAUGUGGUGAAGAGGAAAUGUGAAGGAAGCCGAGAAAGCUCGUGACUCUUCAAGAUCACUGAUAACAUCUUAGGCAGCACCUGAGUGAGACUCAGCUUACCUGUGGCCCCCACCACUCAUCAGUCUCUAGCUAGAUCCUGUUCAAUGGUUCUGCCCAGGGCUUUGUUUCUUUGUGAGCAGUUUAUCUUCUGGAAGGCAUUGCCUUUUGAAUCCUGUUUCAAAUCUCUUGUCUAAAAAUCUUUCCAGAACAAUCUAUUAUGCUGCUCUUUAAUUCCUUAAAAACCAGAGUUCCAGUAUUUUAUGUCAUCUCACCAGAAGGUGAACCAACAUAGGUAGACAAAUGCUCCCUUGACUGUGUUUUUUAAAUAAUAGUAUUUUUAAGCUCAUCAAUAUAAGUAUUUCUAAAAGUUAUAUUUUUAAAAGUCACAGCAAUGAUUGGUUUUAUGUUUUCUUAUAAAAUAGAUUGUCAUGGAGCACAAAAAAAUGUGUCCUAGCUUCUAUUUUUCCAAAGGAAGUAGUAGAACGUGUUCCUGGGAUUAUACUACUAAAUGUUCAUUUUCUCAGAAAUAAACAAGAUCUUUCAGUCUGCCAAAGGUUUAAGUUAGAACACGGGUUAAGAUAAGAUGACUCGGCUGUGUGCCUUUGCGUUUGGAUGAGCCUUUACCCUUCUUAGGGAGGUGCUGAUGGGAGCACAGAAACCUGAUGGGUUGGCUCUUUUGUAUUAGGGAUCCCGAAAAGGAAAAAAAAAAAAAUCUUGGAGAAAACUGCUGGCCUUGGCAUGAGUGUUUACCCAACACCAGUAUGAGUCCACAGGGAAGUUUCCUCGAUUGGAAAUCAGUGUAUCAUUUUCCUGUCUGAGAGUUAUUCAUCUGUUCAGUUUUUUUGGCUUUUGUCAUUUAGCCAAAUAAAGGCAAAUGUGGGUUUACCUA